Messenger RNA from Tupaia belangeri chinensis (Chinese tree shrew), 1966 nucleotides. Its product is annotated as spermatogenesis-associated protein 31D1-like. NCBI's taxonomy places the organism in Eukaryota, Metazoa, Chordata, Mammalia, Scandentia, Tupaiidae. Bases 68 to 1858 code for a protein of 596 amino acids. The transcript is spliced from 3 exons. The record is from RefSeq and is a predicted model, not a curated record.
CUCAUUUCUAAGCUCUGAUGUUCGGGCACUCCUAGAAAGACAAAUCAAAAAGAAAGGGGAUUUCCUAAUGUGGAAGGUAAAGAAAAAGAAAACAGGAUCUGAUCCAAAACAGCUUAAGCAAGACUAUCAACUAAAUUUUUCAGGGAAAAUGUCAGAGUCUGUUGCUGAUAAGCAUGACGUGGCAGUCUCCCUUCCUUUUUGGAGCAGCAAAUGCAAACCAGAGGAGCUGCAUGUGUAUCAGAAGACCCCACAUCCUAAGGACUUUGAGGACCAUUUACAGCAAAAAUGUACCCAGCUCUUUUGGGGUCUCCCAACUUUGCACACUCCCAACCCUCCAUUGGCCAGCCAGUCAUCUAAGGCCCAUGUCCCAGUCUCCAUCCUUCUUGGAGAUUCUCCCCUCAACAGUGAGUUUCGGAAAAAACUAGAGCACCACCUUCGGAAGAGGCUCAUCCAACACCGAUGGGGCCUGCCCCAAAGAGUCAGUGAUUCUCUGAAAAUGAUGGCUCCUCAGACAGAAACUCUUGAGACACCUGAGUCAAAAAGCAGUUAUGGACUCUCAUGGAUCCCUUUCUAUAAGAAUCACAGCAAAGAGCCAAACAAUUUUGGAGUGAAUAAACCUGGAAGCUUUCGCAGAAAGAGCUCAGAAAUUCUUCUGCUAGGGAAGUCUAUGGGAAAGGAUCAGGAACAGAGCACAGAGGAUGGCCCAAAUGACUAUUCAUUGAGUGACUCAGAAAGGUUGUCAGGUCGUAACCUGGUGUCAGACUCUGAGAAGGACCUAGAAAGUUGCACAGUGAGUCUAUCACAGAAUAAUUCAAGGGCUUCAGGGAUGAAAUUAAAGCACUCUGUAAAAGAGAAAGUUCCUCUUUCUGAGAAAUCCCACAGACAAAUGAACUACAUAGAUUUGGCACCAUUGGUGAAGGGAGACUACUGCCUGAAUACCUCUAAAGAAAUUUCCUUCAUUUCUCCCAGCAAACAAAAGAUAUUGGAAGCCCAUCUUAAAAGUUUUCAUAAGAGGAUAAUGACAGGCCUUCCACCCAGGGUUGUUCAAUCCAUGCAAAUUUUUAAUAAGAGAGAGGACUCUUCCCAGACUUUUUGUCACUCAAAUAUUUUCUCUUCCGAUAUUUCUGGGGUGGAUUCCAAAUAUAGAGUCUCCAAACCCCUUCAAGGAAAUAGUAACAGUUUUCACAGAGACAACAUAGAAACAAAUGCAGCUCCUGUCCUAUACCAUCCUCUCACUGCCAUCUUAACUGUGGAAAAGGAAGGACAGGAGGCCUUAAGACAACCACCCUCUGAUAUCCACCAUGGGCUUACACAGGAUAUUGAGAGACUUUAUGAUUGUAGAUGGCUGCCUCUGCCUCACACACACAGUAUCACAGACAAUGCAAGUCAGAAACUGACUGUCCUAGCUAAUAGAUGCAGCUCAGAGAUGCUCACUGGGCAAGCUGGGACUGACCCUGAGCCAAGGGAUAAGAGAGAGAGUUCUACCAAUAAAGUAGAGAGACCUCAGGACAAAAGGUCAACAAAUUUAAAACAUUUUUACAUGUCUAAUAUAUCUAGGGAGACAGUCAAAGCAAAGAAGCUCUGUGCCCUUGACUCACAACCUAGUAUCACCUUGGCAACCAGUGAACCCAAAAUCUUCCCAGUGAAGACUGUGAACAUGAAUAAGGUAGAAACUACCUUGAACACUGAAAGUCCCUCUCUAAUAUCAGUUCUCCAAGAUCCUAGGUCACCAGUCCUUAAAAAUCAUCAAUUGGUGGGGUUAAAGGUUAAACUGGAAAACAAGGAGCAUAACCAGACUCUAUCCAUGCCCCAGAAGGAGGCAUGUGCCAUGGAAGCUUCACCUGCAGGUGUUAUGUAGCAGGUGCCUCCAGCCUCCCCUCCACUUACUGAAGGCAUUGUGCUGAUAGAUUUUUCUCUACUAUUUAUUUGGAUGAUGCUUUAGCAUUUCUAGGGAGGAAAAUUCCUC